GGAACAGGGAAUUGUCACCGUACGUCACCAUAUCUGUGUGUGUACAUAACGCCGUAUAAAUUGAAUUGGUUUGAUUUAUCGAACUAUUUAAUGAACUUGGCUGCAUGUAAAUAAUUAUGGCAGCGUUCCAUCCAACACAUAGUGGCGAUAUUGUUCAUCUAAAUGUUGGCGGAACAAGAUUUUCAACUUCUCGCCACACGUUGAUGUGGGUUCCGGAUUCAUUCUUUACGGCUCUGCUUAGCGGCAGAAUAUCAAGUUUGCGAGAUGAAAUGGGAGCCAUAUUCAUAGACCGAGAUCCUAAACUUUUUGCAACAAUUUUGAAUUAUUUAAGAACGAGGGAUAUUGACUUAAGUGUAGAUAUACGUGCAUUUCGACAUGAAGCAGAAUAUUAUGCGAUUGCUCCCCUGGUGAAAAGAUUGAUGUUGUGUGAAGAUUUAAGUCAGUCAUCAUGCGGUGAUGUUUUGUUUUAUGGGUACCUUCCACCUCCAAGUAUACCAGUGCAGGACCCUGGUGUGGUGUGUUCAUGCUCACCACCAGGUGACAGCUCUGCAGCUGUUCAUGCGGCAGCUCGUCCUGGCUCUAUUAUCCGUGUUCCAGCAGAUGCCAAUACUGCAUCAGUGGCAUCUACUGGUUGCAGUGCCACAGUGAAUACAGCUCCAGCAUCAUCAUCAGCAUCAUCUUCAUCAUCAUCUGUCACUACAAUGGUGGCUGUGUCUCCCCAGUUGCCUGCUUCUCUACCCCUUUCAGUUCCUGCCACACCUAUAGUCACGCCACCAUGUUCUGCCCCCCCUGUGUCAGCUGUUUUAUCUGUUAAUUCUAUGUUACCAACAGCUAAUAACAGUGGGAUUUUAUUACCUGGUGCACAUACUCAUGGCACGCAUCCACAGCCUCCCCAAAGAUCUGUACCAGGCCACUCCCGAAACUCUUCCCUGGAUCUUCGGGUUUCAUCCAAUGGUUGUGCAGCAGUAGCUUCCCGGAGUUCAACUGAUAUCCGUAAUAUGGCUGGGCGAUCAGCUGUUGGUCAUUCUAGAGCAGCUUCCUUAGAUCUUCGUCAUACACGCAACUCUUCAGCAGACCUCAAUAAACUUUUCCGUAAUGAUGUGGGUCUGAUAUUUGGGGCUCACCAAGGAUCAAGCUGGACAGAUCCACUGAGAGUUCAGAUUGUGAAGGCGCAUCACAAUUGGAUAGCUGUAGCUUAUGCCCAUUUUGUAGCUUGCUAUAGGUUAAAAGAUUCAAGUGGCUGGCAGCAUGCAUUUACCAGUCCUCGUAUUGAAAGCUGCAUUGAGAGGAUAGCCAUCAAUGCCAAGAUGGCACAAGGAGGUGGUGGGGAAGCCUCGUCGAAAAUGGUGGCCAUCUCAUAUGGUAGCCAGGUUCGAUUAUGGGGGGUGUCUGAGGAUGGAACUAGGACUAAUAUAGGAACCUUCAACUUGCAUGUGAGAGUGGAGUAUUUGUUCUUCAUUGGAAGUCAGUUGGUAGCAUUGUCACCCACAGGGAAGAUAGGAGUUUGGCAUGCAAUGACACAACACUGGCAGAUCCAAGAUGUUGUGCCUAUUGCAUCAUUUGACACAGCUGGCUCAUUUCUGUUACUUGGCUGUAAUAAUGGUGCCAUAUAUUAUAUAGAUAUGCAGAAAUUUCCACUUCGCAUGAAAGAUAAUGAUUUGCUAGUUACGGAACUUUACCGUGAUCCUUCAAAUGACCCCAUCACGGCCAUCUCCGUGUAUCUCACACCCAAAACAAGUUUAUGUGGCAACUGGAUUGAGAUUGCAUAUGGCACCAGCUCAGGCACAGUUCGGGUUAUUGUGCAGCACCCUGAAACAGUGGGCCAUGGGCCACAGCUAUUCCAGACAUUUACUGUUCACCAGAGCCCAGUCACCAAAGUGACAUUAUCAGAGAAGUUCCUUGUGUCUGUGUGCAGUGAAUAUAACCAUGUUCGCACGUGGAGUGUAACUAGGUUCCGAGGAAUGAUCUCAACACAACCAGGUUCCACGCCCGUUGCAUCUUUCAAGAUUGUCUCUCUUGAUGAGGUGGAACCUUAUAUCAGUUAUGCAGCUGGAAAUGAUUGUGGUCCCUUUGGAGAACAGGAUGAUGAACAGGUCUUUGUUCAGAAAGUUGUUCCAGAAACAGAUCAGCUGUUUGUAAGACUCGCAUCAAAUGGAAAGAGGGUAUGUGUGGUUAAAGCUGUUGAUGGUACUACCAUAACUUCAUUUUGUGUCCAUGAAUGUGAGGGUUCCAGUCGCAUGGGAUCUAGACCUCGAAGGUUUAUCUUCACCGGUCAUAGUAAUGGAGCCAUACAGAUGUGGGAUCUCACAACAGCGCUGGAUCUUGCAGCUAAGGGAGAGCCAGCCACACAGAUCUCUGGAGGACCUACUGCAGAAGAGCUUCUGAAACUUCUAGAUCAGUGUGACCUUAGUAACAGCCAUUGUUCUACUCCUUGCAUUUCUCCAUGCCCAUCAAUGGCUGCAACAGCUGCUGCUCGCAUCAAAGCAUCAAAUGUUGCAUUUCUCAAUCAGUCCCAGGAGGCAGCGGAACGUGGAGGAAGUGGCACAGGAAGUAUGCCGUGCUAAGAGUUGAAGUUAUUCAUAAGUUUCCCAUUUCUGUGAUAUAUAUAGAGCAUCUGUAAAUUGGCUGAAGGGUGAUUGUAAUAAAAUGUUUUAUCCACCUU
Cryptotermes secundus is the source of this 2662-nucleotide messenger RNA. RefSeq names its product BTB/POZ domain-containing protein KCTD3. NCBI's taxonomy places the organism in Eukaryota, Metazoa, Arthropoda, Insecta, Blattodea, Kalotermitidae. Gene Ontology annotation, molecular function: protein binding. The record is from RefSeq and is a predicted model, not a curated record. The transcript is spliced from 12 exons. Gene Ontology annotation, biological process: protein homooligomerization. The coding region runs from base 117 to 2564 and encodes 815 amino acids.